Messenger RNA from Caretta caretta (loggerhead turtle), 5345 nucleotides. RefSeq names its product nucleoporin 35 (gene NUP35). Gene Ontology annotation, molecular function: structural constituent of nuclear pore; nucleic acid binding; phospholipid binding. Gene Ontology annotation, cellular component: nuclear pore nuclear basket; nuclear pore central transport channel; nuclear membrane. Lineage: Eukaryota; Metazoa; Chordata; Testudines; Cheloniidae. The record is from RefSeq and is a predicted model, not a curated record. Gene Ontology annotation, biological process: NLS-bearing protein import into nucleus; nuclear pore organization.
AAGGCAGGAAGUGACGUACCCCAGCGCGCCCCGCGGCGGGCCGAAUUUCCGCUCCAUUUGAAAGUGAUCGCCGCGGGGGGCUGCUGCUGUUGUUUCCCACAGUUCCGCGCCCCCAGCGUGAUGGCCGCCUUCGCCAUGGAGCUGCCGCCGGCCGGAGCUGAACCAAUGACUCUUGGUUCCCCGACCUCUCCAAAGCCAGGAGCUGGUGCUCAGUUCCUACCUGGAUUUUUAAUGGGCGAUUUACCAGCUCCAAUGACUCCACAACCUCGCUCUUUAAGUGGCCCUUCUGUUGGUGUGAUGGAAAUGAGGUCUCCUUUACUUGCAGGUGGAUCUCCUCCACAACCAGUAGUUCCUACACAUAAGGAUAAAAGUGGUGCUCCCCCUGUUAGAAGUAUAUAUGAUGAAUUAUCUAGUCCAGGACUUGGAUCUACACCUCUAACCUCAAGAAAACCACCCAGCUUUUCUGUAACGCAGAGUCCAUUGGUUGGAGCUAUGCCAGCAACCCCUGGAACAGCCACAGGUGUAUUUAGUCCUGCAAGUAUUGGACAGCCCAGAAAGACUACACUGUCUCCUGCUCAGCUGGAUCCUUUCUACACUCAAGGGGAUUCUUUAACCUCAGAAGAUCAUCUUGAUGACACCUGGGUAACUGUAUUUGGGUUUCCUCAAGCAUCUGCUUCAUAUAUUCUACUACAGUUUGCACAGUAUGGAAACAUUUUAAAGCAUGUGAUGUCCAAUACAGGAAACUGGAUGCAUAUUCGGUAUCAGUCCAAACUGCAAGCCCGGAAAGCCUUAAGCAAAGACGGAAGGAUUUUUGGUGAAUCUAUCAUGAUCGGAGUCAAGCCUUGUAUAGAUAAAAGUGUGAUGGAAAGUUUUGACAGAGGCUCUGCAUCCUCCAUGUCUUCAGUCUUCACGCCACCGACAAAAAACUUAGGCACACCGAUGCAGCCUGCAAGUACUCCAAGGAUUUCUACAAUGAGACCUCUUGCAACAGCAUAUAAAGCUUCCACUAGUGACUAUCAGGUGGUUUCUGACAGACAAACCCCAAGGAAAGAUGAAAGUAUUGUAUCUAAAGCUAUGGAAUACAUGUUUGGCUGGUAGCAAGCAAUGGAAAGUAUUACACUAAAACACAGUUAGGGCUACAAAUAAACUGCCAGCUUCCUGGUUAGUUGUAUAACCACUCAUGGCAGUAUUUCAGCUUCCCUUCACACCAGUUAUGCCUUCUGAGAGGAGAAUUCAGCAGACAUUGUUUGCACUUUAAAUGAUGACAAUGUACACAGCAUUUUAAGAUGUUAAUCUUAAACUAAUCAGUGUAAAUACAAGUGGUCUUGUGCUGUUUGUGCUCUAGUGAUUGCAUGACUUCAGGAAAAAAGUCAGUACUGAUUUGCUAUAAGUUAUGGAAUUGUGUUAAUUAUACUUUCCAGUAAAGUGAGAAUGUAUAAAUGAUAACUCAGUUUACUGUUUCCCAAUAAUGUAACAAUGUUUCUUAAUCUUUUCUGGAAAGAUGGUAAGUUUUUUCUGCAGGAUGAACACUAUGUAUUCUAGUAAUAUAAGGGAUUUUUCUUGGGCUACCAAUUUUAAAAUGAAUGUUUUAAAUUUUAAUUUGGAUGCUGUUUAAUACUUCUCUGUUUAUAUAAAGUUCAUCUUGGAGUCCCAUUCUAAAUUUUCAUAACAGCCUUUUAAACUUUUUAACUUAAAUUUUCUUAAUAAAAGUUAAGAGUUUGCAAAGUUGAGUUCUUUUUAAAAGCUUGAGUGACCCAUGUGUUCAUGAACUUCCCAUUUGUCUCACAGGCGUAUUGCAUGUACCACCUGAACUUACACAGCACUGUGUUGGGUUCAGGUAGCCAGUCAAACAAAAUGGGUGGAUUUAAUUUGCAUAAAUUGGAAUUGGUAACAUAUUAAGAUUUAAAUUUGGACUUACUAAGAAAUUAACAUAGUAGUGCACUGUGCCACUUAUCAAUACCUUAUGCUUUAUUUAGAAAAGGUCAAAAAUAUGGGACACAAACGUGUAUGUUUCACCGGGACUAAAAUACAUCCUCCACUUAAGUGCACAGGACAUGCCCGCUUUUAAGCAUGUUCAGCACACUACAGUUUGAAACAAGCAGUUAAAAAUAUCUAAUUGCAAUUGCAAGUGGAAAAAAAUGGCUAAACUGUAACUUGGCCAGAACAAAGACUAAGCUAAUUGCUGCAAGGGGCCAGAGCCUUUUACAUCAUAAGACUUUCUAAUGAAGAAGCUAUUUCUGCUGUGUUGGCAGAAUAGUGAAUCAAAGGGUAGAGUGUCGUCUUUUGAAUUACCAACAUACUCUCCUUCAGUACCCAGAACUUUCCGGAGAGGUGGCCUAUCCGGGACUGAGGAGGCUUCAUCCUAUAUUAUGUGAGAUCCAUGAUCAUAGAUUGAGAGAUGGCUAAAUACAGCUGAUUUUUUUCCCCACGUAUACUCAAAGGGAAAAAUCUUGCCUCCGUACACUACUAUCCCUACAUCCUUGUUUCUAGUAUCUUCCUCCAACUCAAGCUAUUUGACAAUACCACAUUUUGACACACACAGUUACAAACUUCAUCCUGACUCUGUAAAUUUCCCUUUCUCAAGGUACCUGAGAGGAAACUUCUCUCCCCUCAAUAAGCUUAAUGUAUUUCAAUUAGUGUUGGGCUCUAGUAAUAACUCCUCAGAAUUCAGUUCUACAGCUGAUGGCAACCCCUUUGCUCACAUGAUUCAAGAGGGACAUUUCCGUAGCUUGGGGCAGCAUGUGGCUCAGUGCACCACUGAUAUUCGUAUCCCAGCAGUUUGUACUUGGUUCCAGAGUAUAUCAAAGAAGGUGCAUGAGUCUUUACUCCCAAAUAGAAACCAACUGUACAUGGUACAUCCUAGAUCUUAUGCAAUGUGGGGAACAUAAAACAGCGUGGAACGUGCAGCCUUAAGCGUUGUCUAAAUAUGUAUUGCACCAGUUUAAGAUAAAUUGGCUUUUAAACUGACUUAAACCAGUGCAAAAUCCAGCACAGACACUAUUGGUUUAAGAGUAGCUAAUGGUGGUUUAGCUUCAGCUUGUUCUUAAUUGACUCAGGCUAAUUUGAUAUGAAGUGCCCACAUAGCUUUGUUCACUAGUUUAACUGUAUCAGUUUUAAAUAACCUUUAAACAAGUAGUUUCAUCUGCUUAACUAGACCAGCCCUGUGCUCCUUUGGAAACUAUUAUAUUGUGUAUAAUAGCUGGUGCUUAGUAAAGAGCUGCCCUUUUGUUGGAAUCUAAACAGGACAAGCAAUCACCUGUUGACUGUUAAUCGGUAUGUUGGGUUCCAGUUGCUCCUUAAUUGCAGUCCCCAAUACACCUGCUCAAAAUGCAGUACCCUCUCUCUGGCCUGUGCUUCCAAACAGCCUGUUAAACAGAUGAGCCCAUACAGAAAACAGGUAAUGAAACUAUUUUCUGACAACUAGCAAAUUACAAUCUUUCCUCCUAUAAGCCGAAAUGACUUCCACAGGAUUCUUGGUGUAUUACUUGUAUUUAGCUGCUCACUUCUGAUCUCCUGAGUUCCACUUGGAUCCAUCUCCUUUCUUGCUCACUCUCCCUACCUUCACUGAACUUAGACCUCAAGAUCAUUUGUUCACUAAAUAAACUGCUGAACAGUUUGAUGGCUCACACCAUUCCAAAUACCAGAUUUAAAUUUCUUGACUGCUGCUGUUCUGUUGUCUUGCUUCUCAUGAAGUUUAGGAUGACUUUUCCUGCCCAGACUGGCACCUUCACACACUUUUUUUUUUUUUCCUUAUUGAUGCUGUCUGUACAUUAAAACUGCCUAGGAAUGUUGGAUAUUGGUUCACUUCUCUCUGUAGGCAGGGAGAAAACAUGCUCAGGAUCAAAGAAUCAAUAUACUUUGCUUCUACUGUCUAACUUUGGCUGUUGUGUUGCUGAUCUAGGUUCUUCCUGGAGUGACUUGGAUUUGUAUCACACGCUUGUUACAAUAAGUGUUUCCAAAUCGUGUCUCAUAGUGUGCUGAGUAGCUGUAGUCAUUUUGUUUGUAGACUAGCUCACUAUGAAUGUAGUAAGAAUUAUCUAAUGUCUUAUACACCCAAAACAUUACACAAAAUGCUCAUUUUCAAAAUAUGUUGUUGGCAAAAGAAAGCAUCUCUAGUUUACAAAUAAAGAACCUGAGUGCUAAGGGGAGGAUUUUCAAAAGUGCAUUUAGAGUGGUGUAGCCCUGUUGGUUCCAGGAUGUUAGAGAGACAGUGGGUGAGAGAAUCUUUUUCUGGACCAGCUUCUGUUGGUGAAAGAUACAAGCUUUUGAUAUCCAUGGGUCCUGUACAUGCCUGUUACCACAUGUGUGUCUCACCCAGUGCACUAAAUGCCCAACAGUUAUGUGGGUGAAACCAGACAAUCCCCACAUUCUUGAAUUAAUUCAGAAAAAUAAAAGACAAAACCACUAUAUUACCUGUGGGUGAACACUUUUCCCAAAACAGUUACUCCAUAUCUGAUAUCUGACCUCUCAGUCCUCUUCCUCAAAGGAAAUCUGCUCAACACCUUCGAAACAUGAGCCUGGGAGCUUAAAUUGGUAACUCUGCUAGAUUCUAAAAAUCAUGGUCUGAAUAAAACACAGGAGUUAUGGCUUAUUAUAAGAAUCUUUAACCCACUAGCUCUUUUUUUUUUUUUUUGGUCCUAUUUUUGUCCUGCAGCGAUGUUAAUGGGCUGCUUUACCUUGAAUGGUAUGUGUGUUAACUACUUAUACUAAACAUUCUGUUCCAUCUUGUAUUUAGCUGUGACAUUCUGAGUACUUUUCCAGACCUGCAGAAGAGCUCUGUGUAAACUCAAAAGCUUGUGUCUUUCACCAACAGAAGUUGGUCCAAUAAAAGAUAUUACCUCACCUACCUUGUCUCUCUCAAGAGACUUCCAGGGACUUAUGCUCCUAAAUCCCACAGGUGCUUUGGAAUAUCUCCAGCCUUAUUUUGUCAAGGUCAGAUGGUGAGUUGCAGGGAGAACUGGCAUUAGAAAUUUAGGAGUUGUUCCUGUCCUGUGCACUUACUUAGUACUGCUGCUUUAAAAUGGAAAAGUAUAGUUACAGUGAUAGCUGACUUGCCUGUAAUUAAGGGGCCAUUUUGUAAAAUUACUACAAGCUACUCUUAGUAUGACCUUUUUAUGAGUGAUGUACCCAAAUAGUUGGAUGCUAAUACUUUAAUGUAACCACUGAAUUUAUUAACUUUAAUCUGGGAUAUUGCGGAUUAUGUACUAUAGGUAUUUUAUGAUUUUCAAACAACACUUUGUACUUUUGGAUAAUUUAAGCAUUAUGCCCAGAUGUUCAGACACUCUCGUCUUAACCUAUGUAUUACAUAAUGUUAACAUUAUCUUUAAUAAAUUUUUUAAAAUCUG